Molecule: messenger RNA, 1896 nt
Organism: Gavia stellata (red-throated loon)
Lineage: Eukaryota; Metazoa; Chordata; Aves; Gaviiformes; Gaviidae
Gene: GRK6
Product: G protein-coupled receptor kinase 6
Exons: 16
Coding region: 1-1728 (575 amino acids)
Biological process (GO): signal transduction; regulation of signal transduction; protein phosphorylation
Cellular component (GO): plasma membrane; cytoplasm
Molecular function (GO): ATP binding; G protein-coupled receptor kinase activity
Source: RefSeq, a predicted model, not a curated record
AUGGAGCUGGAGAACAUCGUCGCCAACACCGUCCUCCUCAAGGCCCGCGAAGGUGGUGGCGGAAACCGGAAAGGCAAGAGUAAGAAAUGGCGCCAGAUGCUGCAGUUCCCCCACAUCAGCCUCUGCGAGGAUCUUCGACAAACCCUCGAGCGGGACUACCACAGCCUAUGUGAGAAGCAGCCCAUUGGGCGCAUGCUCUUUCGGCAGUUCUGCGAGACACGACCUGAGCUGUCACGCUGCGUCAAGUUCCUGGAUGCCGUGGCAGGGUACGAAGUGGCUCCAGAUGAGAAGCGGAAGGAAUGUGGGCAGCACCUGAUUGAAAAGUACUUGAAGCCAAACAGUGAGGACCAUGUGCCUGAAGUCCCCCUGCAGCUGGUGGAUGCCUGUUGUGAGAGGCUGGAGCAGGAACCUUCCAAGGAGCUCUUCAAAGAAUCCACUAAGCUUAUCCACGACUACCUGAGUGUGGCUCCCUUUGCUGACUACCUCGACAGCUUGUACUUCAACCGCUUCCUGCAGUGGAAAUGGCUGGAACGGCAGCCAGUGACCAAAAACACUUUCCGCCAGUACCGUGUGCUGGGCAAGGGUGGUUUUGGGGAGGUUUGUGCCUGCCAAGUGCGUGCCACAGGGAAGAUGUACGCCUGCAAGAAGCUGGAGAAGAAACGUAUCAAAAAGCGGAAGGGAGAGGCCAUGGCCCUGAAUGAGAAACAGAUCCUGGAAAAAGUGAACAGUAGGUUUGUAGUGAGCUUAGCCUAUGCAUAUGAAACUAAAGAUGCUCUCUGCCUAGUGCUGACCCUCAUGAAUGGAGGGGACCUCAAGUUCCAUAUCUACCACAUGGGAGAGGCUGGCUUCGAGGAGCCCCGGGCAGCUUUCUAUGCUGCCGAGAUCUGCUGUGGCCUCGAGGACUUGCACCAGGAGAGGAUAGUGUACAGGGACCUGAAGCCAGAGAACAUAUUGCUGGAUGACCACGGUCACAUCCGUAUCUCAGACCUGGGGCUAGCUGUGCACGUGCCAGAGGGCCAAACAAUCAAGGGCCGAGUGGGGACAGUUGGCUACAUGGCUCCAGAGGUGGUGAAGAACGAGCGCUACACGUUCAGCCCAGACUGGUGGGCUCUGGGCUGCCUGGUGUACGAGAUGAUUGAGGGACAGUCCCCGUUCCAGCAGCGCAAGAAGAAGAUCAAGCGGGAGGAGGUGGAGCGGUUGGUGAAGGAAGUGCAGGAGGAGUACUCGGAGAAGUUCUCACCCUGCGCCCGCUCCCUCUGCACCAUGCUCCUGUGCAAAGACCCUCUGGAGCGCCUGGGGUGCCGAGGAGCUGGGGCCAAGGAAGUGAAGGAGCACCCUCUCUUCAAGCAUCUCAACUUCAGGAGGCUUGAAGCAGGCAUGCUGGACCCCCCCUUCAAGCCAGAUCCCCAGGCCAUCUACUGCAAGGAUGUUCUGGACAUCGAACAGUUCUCCACGGUGAAAGGGGUGGAGCUGGAGCCCACAGACAAUGACUUCUACCAGAAGUUUGCCACAGGAAGCGUGCCCAUUCCUUGGCAGAACGAGAUGAUCGAGACAGAGUGUUUUAAGGAGCUGAAUGUCUUUAGCACAGAUGGCACAGUGCCCCCAGACCUGGACUGGAAAGGGCAGCCUUCUCCACAGCCCAAAAAAGGGUUACUCCAGCGCUUAUUCAGCAGACAGGACUGUUGUGGAAACUGCAGCGACAGCGAGGAAGAGCCCACCCGGCUGUAGAGCACAACUUGUUCUCCAGCCCCUGGGACCCCCUUGCCUCUCCGGGUGCCCAGCAGAACAACAGCCCAGCCUGAAGGACAAGGUAGCAGUGGCCCCGCAAGGUGGAUUUGUUUACAGCUUUACACAUCUUUAUUUGAAGACUGUGAGGAUGGCUCCAGGGCUGGCAGC